AUGGAGUAUCACCAUGCUUCAGAGAUGAACGGAGUAGUGUCCGCAUAUCUGAACAUGUGCAUCGAGGCUAAACAGAAUGGUUUGCGCAAAGAAGAACAGGACUCCAAGGACAAUGCAGACACAAACAAGCUGUCACGCAUUCAGAAAGCUUAUAGCACCAUACUGAGUGAGCUUGGGGAGGACGUGGACCGGGAGGGACUUCUAAGUACACCACUACGUGCAGCCAAAGCCAUGCAGUUUCUCACCAAAGGCUACAAGGAAAAGACCCAAGAUAUCUUAAACAAUGCAAUCUUUGAUGAAAACCACGAAGAGAUGGUGAUUGUCAAGGAUAUCGAGCUGUUUUCUCUCUGUGAACAUCACCUGGUGCCCUUCUUUGGCAAGGCACACAUAGCAUACCUCCCAAACAAGAAAGUGGUUGGUCUCAGCAAACUUGCAAGAAUUGUUGAGAUCUACAGCAGGAGGCUUCAAGUUCAGGAGCGUCUGACCAAACAGAUUGCUUCAGCCAUCUCUGAGGCCUUGGAGCCUGCUGGAGUAGCAGUGGUGAUUGAGGCUGUUCACAUGUGCAUGGUGAUGAGAGGCGUCCAGAAGAUAAACGCCAGUACUGUUACAAGUGUCAUGCUGGGAAGAUUUCACGAUGAUCCUAAGACCAGGACACUGAAGAAGUGA
This is a messenger RNA of Toxotes jaculatrix (banded archerfish), 666 nucleotides long. RefSeq names its product GTP cyclohydrolase 1-like. The record is from RefSeq and is a predicted model, not a curated record. Gene Ontology annotation, molecular function: zinc ion binding; GTP binding; GTP cyclohydrolase I activity. Gene Ontology annotation, cellular component: cytoplasm. Gene Ontology annotation, biological process: tetrahydrofolate biosynthetic process; tetrahydrobiopterin biosynthetic process. The coding region runs from base 1 to 666 and encodes 221 amino acids. The transcript is spliced from 6 exons. Lineage: Eukaryota; Metazoa; Chordata; Actinopteri; Toxotidae.